GCGAAAGGUUGUUUCUUGAUAACUUAGAUGAAAAAGAAAUGAUAAACAAAAUAUUCAAUGCAACACUCUUAUGCAGUAUAUCGACAGAUUUUGGACCAGUAUAUGGAGCGGCUGGGCAGAACCAGAAGCAGGGCAUGCAGUACAGACAGCAGGCUGAUGGGGUGUAUUCUACUGGGUCUAUAUUAGACCCUACUGAGAGGAACCAACAGCUUCCUGCUUGGCUAGAGAGAGAGCUUUUGAGGCAAGAACCCAGACGACACUCUCUUGCCCUGGGAGAUGAUGUUAAACUUAGCAUGCAAAAACGCUACAGAGCAGAUCCUGCUGGGACCCUCUGUGAGCUCAAGAUUGAGAAGAUGGUGACCAUUGAUGAUCUAAAGCAAAUUAAACUGGCUUAUGAUGAGUUCGCAAAGGCUGGCAUCCAUAGGUUGGAUUAUUCAGAAUUCAAAUCUGUUGUGAAAAACUGCCCAGGUUUGAAAGGAGCUAAAGAAUCUCACAUUCACCAGCUAUUCAUGAAGAUCGAUUACACUUGUGAUGGCAAAAUCGAAUGGCAUGAGUUCUGCACAUACAUACACCAGGAGAACGAAGCGAAGGAACAGACUGUGCGUCGCAGUAAAAUGGCAGCCUUUAUAUUGCCGGCUAAUAUUAAGUUUCUAAAGCGUGGGAAGCCUGUUGUGAGAAUCCACUUGCAUUCUAAUGGAAUCGUUAUGACUCUAAGAGAAGAUGGGGUUGUUAACUUCUGGACCCCCAAGCUUUAUUUGAGGAGCAAGAAGAAUGUGUUUCCCGAGAGAUCCGUCAAUCGAAAACAAAAAUGGGCUACUGAUUUUGUGCCAAUGACAGAGUACAACAAACUGAUUAUUGGAACUGGAUCCAGAGAGAUCCAGUUUUAUGAGCUUCCCUCUUUGGAGCCUUGCUGUCAGUUGAGUGCACUAGAAACUGUGCCUUUAAAUCUGGAUUACUGCUCUACAGGCCCAGAUGAGUGUAUCAUUGUAUAUGGUGAUUCUCAGGGCUGUGUGAACAUCCUGUUAAUAACAUCGAUCAGGGAUAAACUGAGAUUGUGGAAAAGAUUGCCACAGGUUGACAACGUGCCAAGCAUAAGCCUCGACCAUGCAGUUCGGGAACCAGAAAUAACAUUUAUCAGAUGGAAAGUCCAUCAAGACUGGGUGUCAAAGGUGAAAUAUUUUCAAAGCAUACCUGCCAUUGUAUCCUCAUCAGGGGAUGAAGACUCUGCCCUUGUUAUAGGAUGCAUUCAUCCAUCAUCCUACAUGCAAGAGCAGAUGAGAAAGAUGACAGAAGUGAGCGAAAAGGGAAAGUCUAAGAAAGUCACACAGAGGGCAACCAGCAACCAAACAAUCUUCACCGUUCCUAAAGGAGUCAUGGCCUUUGAUUUCUGUGAGAAGCGUAAUCUUUUCGUCACCGGCGGGAUGGACAGGCUGUUGCGCAUGUGGAAUCCUGAUGUGCCUAAUAGACCAACAGGGAUUUUGAAAGGUCACGAUGCCCCCGUUUCCUACCUCUGUAUCUCCUCAGAAGAUGGGCACAUUUACUCAGUCUCCACAGACAAGACUGCUAAGAUAUGGCACAUUAAGGAUGAGACGUGUCUGUUUACUGCUGAUCCAGAGGCAAGUAAUAUCCAGGGAGAAUUGUCUGCGUGCUUCUACUCUUCAGCUGUGAAGGGGCUCUACAUCGCCGCAGAUUCUCUCUCCUUACUAUCCCUUCAGACAAAACCACAGCCUAAGGGCAAUCAGAUUCUGUCCCAUGAAGAGCCAGUGCUGUGCUGCGGAUACAGUGAGGAGUUUAGGCAGGUGGUGAGCUGCUCUGAGGGCUCGGUUGUCAAAGUCUGGGAUGUGGAAACUGGAGCUCAGAUGUUUGAGUUUGGAGGUGCUCAUGAAGAGUCUGCUAUUACCUGCAUGGCUUUUGACUCUAGCGGAAGGAGGCUAGUGACGGGUGGAAGAGAUGGCUGCCUUAAGAUGUGGAACUUCAACAACGGCCAGUGCGUGAAGAUAUAUAAGAGAGAUGGAAAAUGUGCAGAGAUUUGUGACUGCCUCUACCUGACACUGCACAGGAACGCAUUUGUGAUUUCUGUUGGUUGGGACCACAGAAUUGACAUUUACGUGGACUCUAAAGAGGAAACUCCAUACAAUGAGAAACCAAAACCUUCUUGGCUGGACGAUGUGAGGAAUGGGCACAAAGUGGAUAUUCUGUGCAUUGCUCAAUGCACACCUCACUUCCUGGCCACUGGCAGCUACGAUGGGGAGAUCAUCGUAUGGAAUGUAGUGUCUGAACGCAUACUGUCUCGCUUCCAGACUCCUCAAGCGACCCCUCAACAGAGCAGCAGUUUUCCUGUUCAAUGCACAAGUGUGCUGAGCCUCAUCUUCUUAAAGACCCGGGUGUUUGUUCCUGAACUGUCCUCUUCUGCUUGGCUUGUAUCUUCAGAUACUGAAGGUUAUGUUCAUUUCUGGAGUGUUCUGAAUGGCGGGAAGUUCAUCACAUCUUUUCAGGCUUCUCAGCAUCAGCAGGCGAUUAUGAAACUGGCUUUAACGCAGGAUGACAGCAUGCUUUUUACAGCUGAUCAUGUCGGCUUCAUCUACGUUUAUGACGUCAAGCAAUAUGCCCUUGGGCCUGAACAAAACCCUCCUAAAAAGGUGAACUUCUGGCGUGCACACAUCAGCAGCAUCACUAGCUUAAAGACAAUAGACAAGGACCAGUUUCUGCUUACCUCCUCAUUGGACUUCUCAGUACGGUUGUGGAGUAUCCAUGGGGAGUUUAUAGGUACAUUUGGACAAUCCGAGAGAUGGAGCAUCAACACACCAUCUUCUUGGAAGCACCCGGCUGUUCCCUCAGAAAUUCUCAUUGAUCCUUUAAGCAUGCCUUCUCAACCCUUACUGGAUAGAGAGAACGAUCUGUCAGAUGUCUUGGACUUGGAAACUAAAAAUAAAAAGAGUGAGCUGGACAUCCUCAUCGAUGGAAGUGACCCUCCAUCAGUCCUCAAAGAUAACUAAUAUGCACAAAGCAAUUCCAGGUGUGUCUGAGCCUGGCAAGAGGCAGUGCCACACAAUAUUCAAACAUACUGUAAGAACUCCAGACAGAAUGGACAAGGACUACCACACUUUUGAGGACCUUGUUGUGAACC
Molecule: messenger RNA, 3127 nt
Organism: Pimephales promelas (fathead minnow)
Lineage: Eukaryota; Metazoa; Chordata; Actinopteri; Cypriniformes; Leuciscidae
Gene: wdr95
Product: WD40 repeat domain 95
Molecular function (GO): calcium ion binding; protein binding
Source: RefSeq, a predicted model, not a curated record